CCUUGUGGCGCGUUGAAAGCGCCGAUUGGCGAAGCGGCGUGCAGCAGGAGCCGCUGUGAUUAGGCUGGUUGCCGGAUCAGAUGGUCUCUGCAUCGCAGGGGGUGGGGGGAAGCAUCUCUUUGUCAUCCUGUCAUUUGCGGCCAGCACCUCUCUGCGCACAGGCUGCGAUCGGUGAUAAACGUGCUCUCACACGCCAUGUGAGCGUAGAGCAGCGGCAGCUUCGCCUCCAGCUCCUCUGCCUGCUGUUCAGUCGGCCGCUGCUUGCCUCUCUUCGCCUCUCCUCCUCUCUCCGCCGCCGUGCUGGAUUGUUCUGUGUCUAACAAAGCCCGGUCUCAGGCUGCUCGCAGACAGCUGCUCUCGGAACUCGGUGGCUUCGGGUUGAAUGGUGGUGCUCCAGUGGCUCAGCAAAUGCAGAAAAGGGAGCAAAGUUUCGGUAUACAAAUGCUCACUGUCCAGCCGGACGCAAAGCCAAAAGGCUGUGCCGGCUGCAACCGGAAGAUCAAGGACCGCUACCUGCUGAAGGCUCUUGAUAAAUAUUGGCAUGAGGAUUGCCUGAAGUGUGCCUGCUGUGACUGCAGGCUGGGCGAGGUGGGCUCCACGCUCUACACCAAAGCCAACCUCAUCCUGUGCCGGAGAGACUACCUCCGGUUGUUUGGUGUAACAGGAAACUGCGCAGCCUGCAGCAAGCUGAUUCCAGCCUUCGAGAUGGUAAUGAGGGCAAAAGAAAAUGUCUAUCACCUGGACUGCUUUGCAUGCCAGCUCUGCAAUCAAAGGUUUUGUGUGGGAGACAAAUUUUUCCUGAAGAACAACAUGAUUCUCUGCCAGACUGAUUAUGAGGAGGGGCUGAUGAAGGAGGGCUAUGCUCCACAAGUCCGCUGAUUGUCCAAUCAGAAGAGGAGGAAGAGCAGAAGUGAAAUGAAGAGACUGAAGGAGAGCAUGCAAUCACACAACAAAAUGCACUAUUGCCUCCUGUCCAGGUUCUGUACCCAACAUGUACAUAAACUGGGACUUACUCUACUGUACAGAAUGGCCACAAAGACAAUGUGGCAAAAAAAAAAAAAAAAAAAAAAGGCUGGUGUAAAUUCACAUAUUUGUAUAUUUCAUUAUUUCUCUCUGACGGAUGCUGGCUCUCUUUACCUGACAAAGAAUAAACUAACUUUGCCCUGAGA
This is a messenger RNA of Xiphophorus maculatus (southern platyfish), 1169 nucleotides long. RefSeq names its product LIM domain only 3 (gene lmo3). Bases 409 to 879 code for a protein of 156 amino acids. Gene Ontology annotation, molecular function: DNA-binding transcription factor binding; transcription coactivator activity. The transcript is spliced from 4 exons. Gene Ontology annotation, cellular component: nucleus. Gene Ontology annotation, biological process: positive regulation of transcription by RNA polymerase II. NCBI's taxonomy places the organism in Eukaryota, Metazoa, Chordata, Actinopteri, Cyprinodontiformes, Poeciliidae. The record is from RefSeq and is a predicted model, not a curated record.